Messenger RNA from Anolis carolinensis (green anole), 2518 nucleotides. RefSeq names its product serine hydroxymethyltransferase 1 (gene shmt1). Bases 170 to 1627 code for a protein of 485 amino acids. Gene Ontology annotation, cellular component: cytosol; cytoplasm; nucleus. NCBI's taxonomy places the organism in Eukaryota, Metazoa, Chordata, Lepidosauria, Squamata, Anolidae. The transcript has 12 exons. The record is from RefSeq and is a predicted model, not a curated record. Gene Ontology annotation, molecular function: mRNA 5'-UTR binding; mRNA regulatory element binding translation repressor activity; protein homodimerization activity. Gene Ontology annotation, biological process: purine nucleobase biosynthetic process; L-serine catabolic process; protein homotetramerization.
GCGAAAGGAGCGCGCUGAUUGGCUACGACGCGCCCGGGGGAGAGUCCUGAACGUUCCAUUUCCCCUGGCAGCAUUUAAGCCCAGUUGCAACGAGGAGGGCUUUUUUUCUUGCUUUCUGUCUUUGCAAACGCUUCGAAGGAUCCGAGUCCUGCCAUUCCCAAUAUCUGCUAUGGAUCAGUGCAACGAUCGAGGGGAGCCCAUCCCAAAAGAAGUCUGGGCCUCGCAUAACAAGAUGGUGAUGCAGCCGCUCGACUCCAACGACCCUGAAGUCUUUGACAUCAUCAAGAAGGAGAAGCGCCGGCAGAGGACGGGCUUGGAGCUCAUCGCGUCGGAAAAUUUUGCCAGCCGCGCCGUUUUGGAGGCCCUGGGCUCCUGCCUCAACAACAAAUAUUCGGAGGGUUAUCCGGGGCAAAGAUAUUAUGGUGGGACGGAGUUUGUGGACGAACUGGAGCGGCUGUGCCAGAAGCGGGCCCUUGAGGCCUAUGGGCUGGACCCCCAGAAGUGGGGCGUCAAUGUCCAGCCAUAUUCAGGGUCUCCGGCAAACUUUGCCGUUUACACGGCUCUGGUCGAGCCCCACGGGAGGAUCAUGGGCUUGGAUUUACCGGACGGGGGUCACUUGACCCAUGGCUUCAUGACGGACAAGAAGAAGAUUUCGGCCACCUCCAUCUUCUUCGAGUCCAUGCCUUACAAGGUCAACCCCGAGACGGGAUACAUAGACUAUGACCGUUUGGAGGAAAACGCUCGCUUGUUCCACCCGAAACUCAUCAUUGCAGGGGUCAGCUGCUACUCACGGAACCUGGACUAUGCCCGCAUGCGGAAGAUCGCAGAUGAGAACAGCGCCUACUUGAUGGCCGACAUGGCCCAUAUCAGCGGCCUGGUGGCGGCCGGCGUGGUGCCCUCGCCCUUUGUCCACUGCGAUGUGGUCUCUACCACGACCCACAAGACCCUGCGUGGAUGCCGGGCCGGGAUGAUCUUCUACCGGAAAGGAGCCCGCAGCGUGGACCCGAAAACGGGAAAGGAAAUCCUAUACAAUUUGGAAAGCCUCAUCAACCAAGCUGUGUUUCCAGGUUUACAAGGCGGGCCCCAUAACCAUGCCAUUGCAGGGAUCGCCGUUGCUCUGAAGCAAGCCAUGACUCCCGAGUUCAAAGCCUACCAGAGGCAGGUGGUGGCCAACUGCAAGGCUCUGUCGAAGACCCUCAUCGGUUUGGGGUACCACAUCGUCACGGGGGGAUCCGACAACCACUUGAUCCUGGUGGAUCUACGCAGCCGAGGGACCGACGGGGGCCGGGCGGAACGGGUCCUGGAGCUCUGCUCUAUUGCCUGCAACAAGAACACCUGCCCAGGGGACAAAAGCGCUUUGCGUCCCAGUGGCUUGCGGUUGGGGACGCCCGCCCUGACAUCCAGAGGGUUCGUGGAGGCAGAUUUCCAAAAAGUGGCCCACUUCAUUCAUAAAGGUAUCGAGAUCACCUUGCAGGUCCAGAACGAGAUGAGCCCCAAAGCGACGCUCCGAGAAUUCAAGGAGAAGCUGCUCUCCGAUGAAAAGUACCGAGCGCUGAUGGCGUCUCUGAAGGAGGACGUGGAGACCUUUGCCGACUCCUUCCCGCUCCCCGGUUUGCCCGUCCUGUAAAGGAGCAUUAUGGGAUGUUGCACCCAAACACACAAGAAGAGUGGCGUUUUCUUUCCCGGUGAAGUCUCCGGUCUCUGGACAAUGCUAUUCUCAUUUAAUACAGAUGGAAAGAUAAGUUGCACCGUUUUCCCAUUAUCCCCUUUUUCUCUGGAGUUUUGCAAUUUGCACUUGAAUCGAUUUCACCGUGUAACACCAUUUCCUAAUUGAUUCCGUCAUAAAAACAAUUAGGAAAUCGUUUUACUUAGCGAAAUCCUUGCGUAUUUCCCAAUUGGUCCUAUCAUAAAAACAGGAGUCGCGGUGGCGCAAUGGGUUAAUAAACCCUUGUGCCGGCUGAACUGCUGACCUGAAGGUUGAGUUGCUGACCUGGAGAUCGCUGGUUUGAAUCCACGAGACAAGGUGAGCUCCCGUCUGUCAGCUCUAGCUUGUGGGGACAUGAGAGAAGCCUCCCAGCUAACACAGCUGGGCAAUGCCCCCUGGGCAACGUCUGUGUAGACGGCCAGUUCUCUCACACCAGUAUGUUCUCAAGUCGCUUCUGACACUAUUUUUUUUAAAAUUAUAAAAACAUGGAAACUGCAAAAACUUUGUUUUCAUGGGACAUCUCUAUAGGAAUCUUCUAUGUAUGUCAGUGUUCACGAAAGCAAGGCAAGCUACAAAAUAAUGAGGAUUAAUCCUUGCAUCUCUGCAAAACAGGAUGUGUUUUCUAUCCCAAUUGUACAGCUUUGUACAAGAAAUAUCAACCCAAAAAAAGGAUGGUCCAGACACUUUUUACUGAGCACAAUAAAAUUAAAAAGGUGGCCACAAGGGUUCGAGAAGCUUUAAAAAAUACAACAAAUAUACACAUUUGUAUUUCAAAAAUAUUUGAACCCCAAUAAAUAAUUUGCUUCCAAUGUA